GCCAUUCCUGCUAGAAACUCCUGCCUAUUGCGCAGUAUCUGGGCUGUAUGAGACCAUGAAUGAAAUGAACUCUAUAUAGUCUCAGCCACUGAUGCGGGUUCAGUCCCGCUAUGCGGCGCGCCGCGACGAUGGCGCGCUGCACUCCCUAUUCGCGGGCGUGCAGCCCGCGCAGCGCGGCCCAAGAGCUCGGCGGAGACAAAAUCUUUUUGGGAUGCGUAACAUGCUCAUCGCUGCAGUGUGCGUGACCAGCCUGCUGUUCUGGCUCGCUGUACAAUACUACGUGCGUCCCACCCAGCAUUGGAAAGCCCGGGUGUUUGGGGAGGACCCGUAUGACAGCUUCUACGGCGAUGCUCGCGCGCUGUCAGACGAGGAGCUUCAGAGCUUGGCGACGGACCUGCAGGAGAACGAGGAGGGCUACUACUAUGGUGACGUCGGCCGCUCGGACGACGCCGGGAACGCCGGCAGUAGCAGCAGCAGCAGCAGCAGCAGCGGCGGCGCUGACGGUGGUAAUGGGAAUGCCGCCGCCGGCAGUAGCAGCAGCAGCAGCAGCAGUAGCGGCAAGGAUGGCGGAGACGGGGGCGGAGGCGUCGCGGAGGACCUGCAGGAGUCGAGUGCCAAGAUGACCAAGGUUUGGGCGGCGCUGUGGGAGCGAGGCGUGGGCAGAAACAGGUUCAAGGGCACAGGCGGCGGCGACGACGGCGGCCAGCAGCUGCAGCGUGGCUCCGCGGGCCGACCUCCGCCGCCUCCGCCGCUGGACUCGUGCCGCCGCUGCGCGGCCUUCUCAGCCACGGACUUCCUCCCUGGCGCCGCCGACGCGGCCCUAGCAGCGCAAGACCCCUUCUGGGCCGUGCUACAGCCUGGAAAGGCGGGGGCUGCUACAGCCGAGGCGGUCGGGUCUCAGGCCGGCAGUAGCAGCAACAGCAGCAGCAGUGGCAAUAGUACUGUUGGAAGAGGUAGCGGCAGCGGCAGUGGCAGUAGCAGUGGCGGGAAAGGGGCGGGGCUGGAUGUGCGGCGGCGGCAGUGCCGGCAGCACGCGCCGUACAUUGGUGGUGAGGUGCGCGGCCCCUUCCUGGAGCGCUACCACCACCGCAUCAUACGACACAUCCAGAGCCCCGAGUACCGGGCCCGCGCCGCCCGCAUCGCCGCUCACGGCGGCCGCGGCCUGCUCAUCCCCGCCGGCGGCCCGCGCUACACGUCCAACCUGCUGGUGACGCUGCACGUGCUGCGUCGCCACCUGCGCUGCACCCUGCCGGUGGAGGUGGCGUGGCAGGGCGAUGAUGAGAUGGAUGCUGUGACGUGGGCGGCCAUUGAGCGCCAUUUUGCGCCCAUCCGGGGGUUCAACGUCAAGAGGCAACCGCACCCCGUGCCCGGCCUCCACGGGAAGACCUUCGACGCCACGUCCUACAGCGGCAAGGUGUUCGCACUGGCGCUGUCCGAGUUCAAAGAGGUCCUGAUGGUGGACGCCGACUCGCUGCCGCUGCUGGACCCCAACACGUUGUUCGAGGACCCGCGCUUCCAGGCGCACGGCAGCCUGUUCUGGCCGGACGCCUGGACGGGGCAGGCGUCCCGCGGGAUCAUGGAGGUGUACGGCAUUGACGCAGAAAAGGCCGAGCGUGUGUUGGCCAUGGGUCGCGGCACGGGCCGGCGCGAUGCGGAGAGCGGGCAGCUGCUGCUGGACCGCAGCCGACACCUGGACGUCAUCGAGGCCCUGCUGUUCCUGAACCGGCACCCGAGCUCCAACGCCGGCCUGCUGUGGGGUGACAAGGACACCUUCUGGCUGGCGGCGGCGCUGGUGGGCAAGGCGCACUGCUACAACCAGGUGGCCGUGCCGCCGUCCGGCAUGUUCCACUGGGCUCCCGACAUGUUGCUCAACAAGAUCACGAACACGAAAGGACCAGGCUGGCAGUUGGGCGGUUUCGUACAAAACCUGGAAGACGAACCGUUCGUGUACGGCGUCAACAGCAUGGCGGGCGCGCCCGCGCCGCCGCCGCCGUCACCGCCGCCGGAGCCGCCGCUGCCGCCGGCGGACCCGUCGCCGCCGCAGGCGCCGCCGUCGCCGCCAUCGCUGCCGUCGCCGCCACUUCGUUGGCACCGCAAGAAGAGGCACCGACCAGGUCACGGCCUGGACGUUUCAUCUUCAACUGAAACAACGACGAGGUCGGAGUCGCUUCAUGUCCACAGGAAGGUGGGGAGGACGGUGGGCGACAUAGUACAGGGCAUGCUGGAGAAGGACCGCGCGCGGCAGCAGGAGCAGGAGGCGGCGGAGGCGGCGGUGGCGGCAAAGGAGGCCAGGGAUGCCGCAAAGGCGGCGGCGGCGGCGGCGGCGGCGGCGGCAGGGAAGCAGGAGGGCCGGCGGCGGCUGCUGGCGGCGGCGGCGGAUGCGGAUGCCGACGGCGACGAUGGCGAUGCCGACGCCGGUGACGAUGCCACGGAGGCUAACGCUCAGGCGGCGUCGGAUGACUACAUGGCUGCAGCCGCCCGCGCCGCAGCCGCCACCCCGUCGCCGCCUCUGCCUGCUCCUUCGCACCCCGCCCCACCAAAACUACCGCCCCUGCCGCCGCUUCCGCCGCCGCGGGCGCCGGACGCGACGCGAAACGAGUCAGUCCUGGCGGCGGCGCGCGCCGCGGCGGCGGCGGACACUGCUGACGAGGAUGCCGUGGAGUCUGACGCGGCGGCGGCGGCGGACGAGCAGGCGGCGGCGGAGGCGGGCGCGGCGGCGGAGGUUGACGGCGCGUUGGCGGCGGCGGUGGCGGCGGCGGGGCUGAACACGACCGAGGCGCACAAGCACGAGGGCAGGUGGCGUCAGCUGGUGGCGGCUGUAGCAAGGGCCACCUCGGGCCUGGAGGCUGGGCUGCUGGCGGGCCGGGCGGGCGAGGCGCUGGACGGCAGCAGCAGCAGCGGUAGUAGCAGCAGCAAUAGCAGUAGCAGUAGCAGUAGCAGUGGCAGUAGCGGUAGCGACACGACGUCGGCGCCUCCACCCAGUCCAACAGCAGCCGAAGGUCGUGUCAGCACUGCCGCCGUCACCCCGCAGCCGCCGCCGCCGCCGCCGCCACCGUCACCGCCGCCUGCUGCAAUCCCAGCCGCGGCGGCGCCCUCUCCUCCUCCCGUGCCCUCUCCUCUGCCUCAGCCCCAGCCCCGACUACAGCCACCUCCCACGCCACAGCUCCCGCCGCAACCGCCCUCCCUCCCGCCGCCGCCGGCCCAACCCGCCCCGCCCUCCCGCCCGCCAUACCAGCCGCCCGCCUGGCCGCCCGUUGUGCUGCGGGCACCGCAGUACGGCAGCAGGGGCCACGGCCGCGCGCCGCGGCCCGGGGAGUCGCUGCUAGCCCCCCUGGGCCCUGGUUUGACACGCCCUGUGUUCCUGCACCGCACCAUCAACAAGUGGGGUCAGGGGGCGGCGCCAUGGCUGCCGGAGGUGAUCAGCGCGCCCGUGACACAGCGCUGGGCUGGAUACUACCUGGCCCACGAGUCGGAGGGUCCCACGCGGGGCAUACCCUGGGACUUCGUCGUACCCGCACACGCCCUCACCAUCCUGGAAGCCACCGCACCCGACCCGGCGGCAGUAGCAGCAGCAGCAGCAGCAGCGGCUGUAGCACGAGCUGUAGCACCGCACGGAAAAGGGACAGCGGAAGAGGCGGAUGGCGGCGGCGGCGGCAGUAGCGGCGGCGGCGGCGGCGGCAGUAGCGGCGGCGGCGGCGGCGGCAGUAGCCGUGGUAGCGAACGGCAGCAGCCUGAGCUGUCGGGUUUGAGGUGGCUGCCUGCUGGGGUGACGGGGAGCGGCUCGCAGUCACGCGGCGUCGCCGCAUGGUUGGCGGAGUGGCGCAGCAUUGGCGGCCGCCGCGGCGGUAGUAGCAGGAGCAGCGGCGGCGGCGGCGGUGGGCCAGAUGAUGCUAAGCUGGCGGAAUGGCGGACGUGGGGGCUGGAUGGAGCUGGCAGCGCAGCGGAUGAGGAGGAUGAUGAGGGAGAUGGUGGUGGUGGCGGCGGCGCUUUGUGGGGGUGGUGGUUGAGCGGUAAGAGCAAGGCGGGUGCCGGCGGCCGCCGCAGGAGCGACUCGGCAGUAGCAGAGGCUCCUGCUGCGGCUCCUGCUUUGGCCGCCAACGGCAGCAGUAGCACCGGGAGCAGCAUGAGCAGUAGCAGCAGCAGCAGCUCGAUUGCGCCGAAGUUGUGCCCCCUCAUUGGCGGUGGCAGCAGCGGCGGCAGUAGCAGUGCCGAGAAGGCGGCGGCGGCGGCGGCGGCGGCGGCGGCGGCGGCGGCGGCAGGGGUCGGUGGCGAUGUCGGUGGCGGCGGCCACAGCUGCCCUUGGGGCCGUGCUGACGUGGAGGCGUAUCUGAAGGCCAUCGAUGCGGGUCUGCCACUGGACCGCCAUCCCGCACUGGAAGCCGCCUGCCGUACACAGCUGCUGGCGGCGGCGGCCGCCGCCGCCAACGCCACGGCCGCCGCCGCGGCGCGCUCAGAGGCAAUCCUCGCGGCUGUGGACGAGCAGAGACGCCUGCGGCGGCGCGAUCGCAUGCGUAACGCCGCCGGCCACGACGACGAGGGUGAAGAUGACGACUUUGAUUGGCUGCCCUGGUUCUUCCGGGGCGCCGUAGAUUCGUACCGUGAUGCGCGGUACGACGGAAUCCUGGACGUACUGCCGCUGCCGCGUACGACAGUGGCGCCGUUUGCCUACCUCGAAACCGAAACCGGCGAGGGCGGCGGCCUCGCCCCGCUGUCGCCUGAGAAUCUGGCGGCGCGGCGGCCGGAGGCGGCGGUUGAUUCGAUUGGCGGCGGCGGUACGGCGGCUGCUGGUACGACUGGUACGACGGCGAAGAGCUUUCUGUACUAUACGUGGGACGGCGAUGGGCUGGAUGCGCCGCCGCCGAUGCCGGCGCUGCGGCAGGACUGGUCCAGCCCCUGGCCCUGCUCCGACGCCCCCACCGCGGCGGCGCUACGUGCCGCUUACGCCGCCUACGCCUGGGUGCGGCGCCACAGGCGGCGAUUCCCGCUGCUGCAGAAGUAGUAAGGGGCGGCAGCAGCACAAAUAAUGAACGAAGCACGCAUAUUGCGGCUGUUAGGACUGCGGUGUGCGAGGCUGUCACCCUGUGCGGUGGCAAGGAUGCGCUUGGGCCUGAGGAGGCCUGGGAGGGAAGCUGGGUCGGGGGGCUUGUUGGGCGCCUGGGAGAGCGAAUCAAGGGGCGCAUCCGCUAACCUGAUUGAGAGCACCGAUGACAACUGAUGAUAGUCGCUUUUGCGAGCCGGGCGGCACGCGCGUGUCGGGGAUGACGCGCAGCUGGCGGUGUCAUAGCUGCACGAAACUGCGAAGUCGUCGAGCACUCGACUACUCG
Messenger RNA from Chlamydomonas reinhardtii, 5324 nucleotides. RefSeq lists its product as uncharacterized. The transcript is spliced from 16 exons. Lineage: Eukaryota; Viridiplantae; Chlorophyta; Chlorophyceae; Chlamydomonadales; Chlamydomonadaceae. Gene Ontology annotation, cellular component: Golgi apparatus. The record is from RefSeq and is a predicted model, not a curated record. Gene Ontology annotation, molecular function: alpha-1,2-mannosyltransferase activity. Gene Ontology annotation, biological process: mannan biosynthetic process. The coding region runs from base 92 to 4999 and encodes 1635 amino acids.